This is a messenger RNA of Cornus florida, 1524 nucleotides long. Its product is annotated as oxysterol-binding protein-related protein 4C-like. Lineage: Eukaryota; Viridiplantae; Streptophyta; Magnoliopsida; Cornales; Cornaceae. Bases 176 to 1360 code for a protein of 394 amino acids. Gene Ontology annotation, cellular component: intracellular membrane-bounded organelle; cytosol; membrane. The transcript has 7 exons. Gene Ontology annotation, molecular function: sterol binding. The record is from RefSeq and is a predicted model, not a curated record.
AUAUAUAUAUAUAUUGUAUAUACUCGAUCGUACCCAUAUAGACGAAAUACUACUCAAUUCUCUCUCUCUCCAAAGCCUUUUAAAAAGGCCUUUCUGCCUUAUCGUUCAAAUCUACCAUAAACCAACAGACCUUAAUCCUCUCUCUCUCUGCAUCGAGUCGUAAGCAAGCUCCUCCAUGCCGACAGACCCGUCACUCCAAUUAAUGGUGAAGGAAGGAGAUGUUGGAGGUGUAAAGGUUGCUGUUCUUACAUCACCAAUUUCGUUAGAGGGGGAAUCAGAUGUUAAUUACAGAGCUCCUAAUCUUAUACAACGUAUCUUGAGUCUCUUGAAGAGUGUACGCCCCGGCACAGAUCUCACCCGCUUCCAGCUGCCACCGCUCUUCAACAUUCCAAAGUCACAACUUCAGUGUUAUGGGGAAUCAGUGUAUUGCGUUGGUGACAAUUUGUUGACCAAGAUUGCCAAUGGCGAGAGCUCAAUUGAAAGAUUUACAUCUGUCGUUGCAUGGAGCAUAUCUACCAUGCGCCCUCUGGCAUUUGGCGUUGCUCCUUACAAUCCCAUUCUUGGAGAGACUCACCAUGUGUCAAGGGGCAACCUCAAUGUGCUGCUUGAACAGGUUUCUCAUCACCCACCGGUGUCUGCCCUUCAUGCAACUGAUGAGAAAGAUAAUGUUGAAUUGUUAUGGUGUCAAUAUCCUACUCCAAAAUUUCAUGGUACCUCUGUAGAAACCGAGGUGUGUGGGAAAAGACUGCUGAAGCUCCUGAGUAAGGGUGAAAGUUAUGUAAUGAACUCUCCAAAGCUUGUGAUAAGAUUCUUGCCGUUUCCCCGUGUUGAUUGGGUGGGCAGCGUCACAAUCCGAUGUCCAGAAACUGAUCUAGAAGCUGAGUUUUGUUAUCGAACCAACUCUUUUUUAGGCCGCCGAACAAAUCACCGGGCAAUUAAUGGAAAGAUUUUUAUGUCAUCAUCAUUGAAGACUAUAUACGAGAUUAAUGGCCACUGGGAUAGAACGAUUACAAUUAAGGAUGCUAGUAACGGAAAAGUGACGGUGAUAUACAAUGCGAAGGACAUGAUUUCAGGACUGAAGACACCCAUUGCCAACAAUCCAGAGGGUGUUUGGGCAAGUGAAUCAGCUGUGGUGUGGGGUCAAGUGAGUGAAAGCAUUUUGAAGAAAAAUUGGGAGAAAGCAAAGGAAGCUAAGACAGCUCUGGAGGAAAUUGAAAGAGAGCUUCUUAGAGGAAGGAAUGCCAGAGGAGAAACUUGGGUACCUAAGCAUUUCACUGUAUCAUAUAGCAAGGAAAGUGGGUGGGACUGCUCACCAAAUAUGAGGUGGGUCCCACCAGCUCCAAUUGUUGUACCGCUUUGAACCACUUGGACCACACAAGCGGACUAGUGUUCUCUAAUCUUAUUAAUCCAUGGAAUUUGACACUUUCCAAAUUCUUUGUAGCUGAACAAACUUGUAAAGAAUUAAAUUAAUGUACUAAGUUUUGGGUUAUUGACAAAUUUGCAAGUAGAAGUUGCUGAACAAAA